GCGCUUUCCUUCCGUGCAGACAUGACGAGUAUCGACAUCGAAAUCCUUCGUAUUACCUCCAACGCUUAUCAGCAGUGAUGAACUCGUCCUGCAGGCUGGAGCGCCCGACGUAACAAUAACAACGAGAUAUACAUUUGCCCGUGUCCGAGCGAGUGGUCCUCCUCCAGCACGAUGCCUUGGCCGCUCACGACCUCAUCGAGAUCAUCGAGAUGAUGGAGAGGAAGAACCAUCUCUGCCAGUUUUUGCUACCCGAGCCUUUUCCUCUUUCUUCCCUUGAGCGUCACGCUGUUGACUUUCUGAUCGAUCCCUUCCUCCGAUCGAUGCUGUCCCGCGUGAUGAUCCCUAGACGGCCUCAUGGCAACAUUACUCUCUCUUCCCUUCUCUGCUCUCUCGACAGACACGGAACCGCGAAAACAAACGAGACACGAACCCCUAUCUUCACAUUCUCUUCUCUUCGUCUUCUCUUCCUUUCAUUCCCUCUCCAAAAGACCAUUCCAUCCUGCCUCCCUCCUCCUCAGUUCUUAAACAUCUGCUCAUCCCAGCCGAUCUCAUGCGAAUGCUCCCCGCCCAAGGCAGGGAUCGCCGGUAAUUCCGGCACAUCCUUGUCCUUGACCCGCUUCGACUCGCGAGGGUUCUCCGAUCCGGCGGCGGGGUCCUCGGCCACGGCGUCCAGCAUGCCGCCGUCGUCGUGGGCGUUGGCGAACCCGCUCCGGCGCCCGCCGAACCACGUGCUCGAGCGUUUGUUGCGGAGCGAGCGCGGCUGCGACUGCGACUGCGAUGGUUGUUGCUGUUGUUGCGGUUGUGAUGAGGCGGGCGCGGCGGAGGAGGAUGCGAUGCUGAAACCGGGCGAUUGCGGCCUGCUGCUGGUCGUGGCGAGGGUGUCCUGUGAGGCGCGCGGGAGGUUCAGCGAGCCGCGGGAGGAGGAGAAGGAUUUCCGGAGGCUGCGGAGGCUGAACAGCUUGCGCGGCUUGUCGUCCACGGGGUUGUGCCUCGCGCUGUCGGCUCGUGUCCGGGAACUCAUCUCCGCCGCCGAGGAGUAGGAAGCUGGGGUUGGUUUCUUCUGUUGCUGCUGCUGCUCGCCGUCUUUCUCCUCGUCUGAGGUUAAUUCGUCCUGCACGGCGGGGAAGGGCUCCAGGGGGAGACGCUCCAGCUCUUCGGCGGGGACCUCGAAGG
Molecule: messenger RNA, 1173 nt
Organism: Dissoconium aciculare CBS 342.82
Lineage: Eukaryota; Fungi; Ascomycota; Dothideomycetes; Mycosphaerellales; Dissoconiaceae
Exons: 2
Coding region: 210-1040 (276 amino acids)
Source: RefSeq, a predicted model, not a curated record